GACUCGGUUGCAGCGUGAGAGACGAGAUGGAUAGUCUCUGAAUGUUUGCGAUCAAUCCAGUGGUAGAUUAUGAUGGUUGAGAGCUAUCAAAAACAACACAGUUGUGAAUUCAUUAUAAUGUGCCAGUUUAAACGUGUGUACCGGUACCUUACCUCAUGGAGAUAAAACUUAGCAAAUGUUUUAUUACCCGAAUGGAUAUGGAAUGGUCAUGAAGAGCGCGCAAAGGAGUCGCAUUGAUGGAUUCAUCGGAUCUUGAAUGCUCUCUUCAGAAAUCAAGCCUACAGUUGGGAUGUUGGCUGCUGGCUCUGGCAGACAAUAACCUUCCAUGAGUUUUAAAGAGAGGACAGGAGACCCCCUCCCUUUAUCAGCAACAGCAGGACCAGGAGAAGAACACAUUCAACUGAGACCUUGAAAGAGAACACUACUGAAGGCCAGACUGUGGUGCUACAGAACCUGUUGUGCCUACAGCAACAUUUGGAGCAGCCAUGAUGGAUAAACCCUCUACUGCUCCUCCACAGACCUCCCAUCCCACAAUAGAUGUGCCUUGAUGGCCCCAGUCCCUCCCCUCUGACAUCUGCAUCCCCCUCUCCACAGCCCUGUUCCAUCCUGUCUACAUAAUGUCUCGUACAGACUACAAAAAUGGUGCCAUUUCUCAAACGGACUACACAUAUGGCCAACUCUGCCCCAUGGAAGUUAAGAACUACAGGAAAAGACCAACAAUGCCUUGUUUGGACGAUGUGGAUGACGGUCACAUAAUCCUUCCCAGUGUCCUGGAGGUGAGGCGGGUUCCUCUGUGGCCAUUGGGCCCCCUGAGGAGUGUCACAAAGGUCAAGGUUAUCAGCUUCCUGCUCGGACUGACAUUGACCUUCCUCAUUAUGGCUUCUUACGUCUUGACCUUGGAUAAAAAGGGUCUGAUGCUGACACCGCCACCGUUCCACCUCAGUACUAUAGUCAACCCCAGCAGCACCAUCUCCCCUAACCUGUCCUCUACCAAGGACUAUGUCAACAUUAACCUCCUGGUGAAGUGCAUUACAGCUAAGCUUGAGUUCAGCCCAAGGAAGCUGCCUCUUCUGAAGGACGUUGUCAAUAGUGACUCUCAUUUGUUUUCCAUUAUUCCUCGUCAGUUCCUCCCCAAUAUCAAGAGUCCAUGCUGGUAUGAGGAGCUCUCUGGGAAAACCAAAGUGGAUCCUUACAGGAAAAACUUGUAUGCAGUUCGCUCCAAGACCUUCCGGACGGUCCGUGACUACCUGAGGAAUCAUUUCCAGGAACACUUGUCCCACAGCGUCGACGACAAGCAAUACCGCCUGCGCUGUCUGCCAUAUUUCUACAUCAUUGGCCAGCCCAAAUGUGGCACAACGGACCUGUUUCACCGAUUGCUGCUACACCCGGAGGUCAAGUUCACCACCAUGAAAGAGCCCCACUGGUGGACAAGGAAAAGGUUUGGUAUCAUCCAUCUUAAAGACGGCCUCCUGGAGCGCUUCCCUGUGGAGGACUACCUGGACCUUUUUGACCUGGCUGCCUACCACAUCCAGCAGGGAAUACUGGGGAAUACCUCUGGAGAUGACAGCCAGCAACACCUCAUCACAGGUGAAGCAAGCGCAUCCACAAUGUGGGACAACCAAGCCUGGAGCUAUCUCUAUGACAACCGGGUGGAUGGGGAGCCUCCUUUCCUGGCCCAGGACUUCAUCCACACUGUUCAGCCCAACGCUAAAAUCAUCGUCAUGCUCAGAGACCCAGUAGAGAGGUUGUAUUCAGACUAUCUGUACUUCAACAUGGCUAACAAGUCAGUGGAGGACUUUGACCAGAGGGUCUCAGAAUCCUUACAGCUGUUUGAGGCUUGUUUAGCAGAGAGCUCCAUGCGUUCCUGUGUCUACAAUACUAGACUUUCCAAUGCCAUGCCGGUCAGACUGAACCUGGGACUAUAUAUUGUCUUCCUGCUGGACUGGUUGACUGUCUUCCACAGGAAUCAGAUCCUGGUUCUGCAGUUAGAAGACUACGCUGCCAAUCUGAGACUCACCAUAAAUAAAGUCUUUGACUUCCUAAACGUGGGGCCUUUAUCUGAGCAGAUCGAGGCAGCACUCACCAAGAGGCCCAUGUCCAACACACGGAGGGCAGCAGACAGGAGCUUGGGCCCCAUGUUGCCCAGCACCAGGGACCUCCUCAGGGUGUUCCACCGGCCAUUCAACCACAAACUGGCCACAGUCCUGGACAACAAGGCCUUCCACUGGACAGAGAUAUGAGGAAUGUCUCAAUCAGAGAUGGAUACAGUCCUGAAGAGUAAGUCCCCCAUGGUCUUAUGAGUCCUAUGAGAUGAACUGUCAAGUGCAAUAAACCAUGGGCAUUACAUGUCACAAUGGGUGAAUGUAUAGACAAUAAAAUGGCUGAGGUACUGAACAAUGCAUCUGUCUAGUACUUGUUUAAAUAACCUCUAUUUAAUUAGGCAGGUCUGUUAAGAAAACAUUUUUUUUUUACAAUGACAGCCUACCCUGGCCAAACCCCAAUGUGGGUGACACUGGGCCAAUUGAGCACUACCCUAAGGGACUCCCAAUCAUAGCCGGUUGUGGUACAGCCUGGAAUUGAACCAGGGCCUGUAGUGACACCUCUAGCACUAAGAUGCAGUGCCUUAGACCUCUGCGCCACUCGGGAGGAUAUCAUUUCUUGUGUGGUUUCCCUCUGUGAUUGUCGUUCGUGAUGACCCAUUUGACGGCAGUGCCCUGACAUGUUGGUGAAGAGUUCGCUUUUUGUUGAAGACUCCAGGAAAAUGACUGGGAUAGAACCUGGUGGACUACUCCCUCUAGUGGGGAAGCAUUCCAUAUGACACAUACUGAGAGUGAAAGGAGAGCCUUCACAAUGCUAAUGAUGGAUCAUUUUUAUAUACUGUAUGCCAGUGUUUCCCAUCUCCAGUCCUCGAAUACCCCCAACAGCACACAUUUUUGUUAUAGCCCUCGGCAAACUCACCUGAUUCAAAUCAUUGCGGGCUUGAUGAUUAAUAGACAAGUUGAAUCAGAUGGGCUUGUCCAGGGCUACAAAAAACGUGCAAUUGGGGGUACUCGGGGACUGGAGUUGAAAAUACUGCUGUAUGCCACUGGACAUUGCAGUCAUUGUGAAAUAAUUCUGUAAGAAACAAUAUUGGAGCAAACAGCACAAUGGAUUUUAUCAGAUGACGUUGCCUUCAAGUAAUGGAAGGUGAUGCCAAAGAAACAUUUCCUUCCUGGAUGGGAAAUAAAGUUUUAUUCUAUUAAUCUUUAAAAACAAACAUGAAACACCCUGUUUCUACGGCCAUACAAUGUUCAUUUUAACUACAUUAAAUGUAUUAAAUGUUAAAGACAUAAACAAA
Messenger RNA from Oncorhynchus kisutch (coho salmon), 3337 nucleotides. Its product is annotated as carbohydrate sulfotransferase 15. The coding region runs from base 618 to 2240 and encodes 540 amino acids. The record is from RefSeq and is a predicted model, not a curated record. Gene Ontology annotation, molecular function: N-acetylgalactosamine 4-sulfate 6-O-sulfotransferase activity. Gene Ontology annotation, biological process: hexose biosynthetic process. Lineage: Eukaryota; Metazoa; Chordata; Actinopteri; Salmoniformes; Salmonidae. The transcript has 9 exons.